Molecule: messenger RNA, 4744 nt
Organism: Anneissia japonica
Lineage: Eukaryota; Metazoa; Echinodermata; Crinoidea; Comatulida; Comatulidae
Product: TGF-beta receptor type-2-like
Exons: 6
Coding region: 522-2249 (575 amino acids)
Biological process (GO): protein phosphorylation; cellular response to growth factor stimulus; transforming growth factor beta receptor signaling pathway
Cellular component (GO): signaling receptor complex; plasma membrane
Molecular function (GO): SMAD binding; ATP binding; transforming growth factor beta receptor activity
Source: RefSeq, a predicted model, not a curated record
CAGUCAAUUUCCAAGGAUCUGUCAGAGACCGUUGAACCUCAAAUCACCCAGCCAUGAAUUGUUAGUCACCGCUUCAUUCUGAAGUUCGCAGGUUGGUAAAUACCCUACUGAGUUGAAAAUUCUCAGUCUGUUUAAAUCCGUAACGAAAACAAGUCGAAUAUUGUCGGUUUCAGCGGGAAAGAUACUGCGAUUUUGUUUUUAUUUCAUGUCUUUUUUAUAUAUAUCGUCGUUUCGAAGAACGAUACUAGUAUAACAACUGGGAGUAUCUUCGUUUUUAUAGAGGACUUGAAGCCGUGACGUGGUGAUAUCAUCUAAUUCACAGGAAUAAUAAACAACGAGUUAACAUCACUCAGCUGAGCAGGACGGGUUAGUCUCGCUAGGAGGAAUACUACUAAUAAUAUUAAUAACAUGUUGGAUUGUUUGAGUGAUGUGGUAAUAUAAAAACGGACGUACACUAAUGCACUUGAAGUGAUAUUAUUAGGCUUACUUCUAUAGCCACCGACUUUCAGGAAAAAACAAACAUGAAUUCGUCUUACCAACGGAUAUAUCCAUUUCUGAUCGUUACAGUUCUUCUGGUUUGCGUCGUUGAGUUCAGCAAUUGCCUUUGGUGUCCAACGUGCACGGGAGGAGCGGGAGAGGAUGUCGUAUGCAAGAAACUUGCAGACGGCAGAAACCAAUGUCAUGUAGUAUGUCCCUCGGUCGAAUGCGAGAUGGACAGUGAAUGUUUUCUUUUAACGAAAUUCCAUGACAAUGAUACGGUUGUGGAAGGCAGUUUGUUGGCUGGUUGCUUUCCUGUUGAUACGACUGAUGAGUUGUAUGUUAAGCAGAACAAGAAGUGUGAAGGAACUUUAGAGGAGGAUUUUAACUGCCAAUGUUAUGUUUCAAAUUGCACUUCUAACUUUACUGUUAACCCCGAAAAUUAUGACCCGAGUAAAAAUGAUGGUUCAGGAAAAGAAACUAAUUCCUCCACAGAAUCAACUACAAGUAAUAAAAAUCUUCGGACUACAUAUAAAGAAACAACAUAUAAAAAAAACCAAGGCCAGAACAUUAUUAAAUAUGUUGUGGGUGGAAUUGUGGCGGGUAUUUUGUUAAUCCUUAUUGUGCUCUCGUUGUUCGGCAUGGCAGUUGCUAAGCAACGUCGUCGGCUGAUGGAUGACUAUAAACACGGCAGACCAUCGAGCAACGCAGAAAGCACGAGCGUCGAUAUAACAUCCGAAGGAAGCGAUCAGAAGAUUAUCGGAGCCGACACACCACCCGAGAGUCCGAUUCACGACUACAAUCAAAACAUGAAAAUAACAUUAGAUUAUAUAAUUGGCAGGGGGCGUUAUGGGGCAGUUUGGAAAGCGGAAUGGAAACAACGAGACGAGAUCAAAGACGUCGCCGUGAAGGUGUUUCACACCUAUGACUCAACGUCAUGGAACGUUGAGAAAGAUCUGUUCACUGACGCGUCGGUUUCUCUAUCGCAUGAAAAUGUUGUUAACUUUAUAUCAGCCGAAGAGAGACGUCAGACAUAUCAGCGAUUGUGGAUCGUUACGAGUUUCUAUGAAAAUGGCUGUGUUAUGAACUAUAUUAAAAUGAAUACGUUGGACUGGGAGCAAUUCUGUCUAAUGGGACUGACACUGUGCCGUGGAAUUGCUCAUUUGCAUUCAGACUUUUCUCCGAAUGGUUUACGGAAGGUACCCAUCGCUCAUAGAGAUUUGAAGAGUUCCAACGUGCUUGUGAAAGCCGAUGGGUCCUGCGCUAUCGCUGAUUUUGGACUUGCUGUUCGUCUCGACCCAAAUUCAUCAACUGAUGAUAUGGCUAACAACGGACAGGUCGGAACCCCGAGAUACAUGGCACCGGAAGCACUUGAGUGCAAGGUCAAUUUACGAGACAUAGAAGCAUUCAAACAAAUGGAUGCAUACUCGAUGGCUUUGAUCUUAUGGGAGAUCGCAAUGAGAUGUGACGUCACUGGUUAUGCUCACGAGCACCAACUACCGUUUGCUGAUAAAAUUCCAGGCCAUCCGUCGAUGGAGAAGAUGAAAACAAUGGUUGCAUACAGUCGGUUACGUCCUCCAAUACCCGAGGAUUGGAGCACAGUUACGGGUAUGAACAUAGUUUCAGCAACGAUUCAGGACGGCUGGGAUGAUGAUCCCGAAGCGCGUUUAUCAGCGUCGUGUGUCGAGGUUAGAUUCUACGAUCUGUCGACGUUUAUAAAUGGCCGUCAGUUAGUGGAAGAUACCCCAUCCUCUCCAGUGACAGUUGUGUAACGCCAUCACAGUAAUCUUGAAGAUGUGAACUAUAACGAAUGCUAAGUGCCAAAGGUAGCAGGAGUGAGGAAAGGAAACCAGAAGACUUGUUGCAUGUUGAACAGUUAACCUUUGUGAGAAUUACCGCGGUAACAUGGCCAACAACACGCGGAACAUUUCUCAGUUCCGAAGUGCUUCAUAAGAAGUUCCAUGCCUAGUACUGAAAACUGCAUGAUAACGGCAAUGAAAUAAAUGCAUGUUGAUUAUCUAAUCUCAAAUGUAUGGCGAAGUUUGCGUGACGUCGCUCAGUCAACGUGGACAUUAAAAAUGUUUCGCAGUAAAUCUUAUUGCGGCAUUACUUUGAAGUAAAGGCAUAAAGUAACUCAUCUCUCAGAAAUGCCAAAGUAUCAAAGUGGACAUCAUCAAUGGGCCGUCUAUGACUGCGUCUUUAACUGAUAAUGUUGAAAUAGCUAGCAUUAUAAGAACAGUGGGUUCGUUGUUUACGGUACCAACAAAGAUUUUCCAAAGAAUGUAUAAAAGGGGUGCCUCUGUCACCAGAAACGAUCGGCAGUGAUUUGAGAUAUGAAGAAAAGUUGGGCUAAAAAUGAUUUUGGAUGUUAUUUUCCAUCGAAAUGUGUGUGAAUAUGAGGUUUAAACAAAAAGGGUACAUUAAAAUGUAACGAAUGCAUCAAUAUUGACUGCAUUGUUCCACGCUGCUGAGCGUGUAAUAAUUGAUGCGAAUUUAUUAUGAUUUUGAUUAGGAUGAUGAUGCUGAUGAUGUUGAUGCCGAUGAUGAUGAUGAUGAUAAUGAUCGAGGAUCAUGACCAUUACCGUAAUGAAGAUGAUGUUUGGUGUCCAUACUAACAUUAUCAAAUGGGAACAAAAAUAUAAUAUGCAUAUGGUAAUUUAUGUAUAAUGUUGCCUGUUUUGAUAUGAUUUAUGGCAGGCAAUCGCAUUACGUCACCAAAGCCACAGUUUAAGCUAGACCAGUAAACAGCAAAACUGUACACCAGAUGGAGUUCACGUCCGAUAAUCUCCAAGCAAACUGUGCAUAUUAUAUCAGUAUUGUUUUUUUUUUUUGUAGCGAUUAUUCAUUUGAAUUACUAAAUGUAUAGGCCUACUUUUAAAUAUGUUUAUCUUUUUAUUCUUGUAAGCAAUAUUCCUUUGUAACAUGUCAAUUAGUAGCUAUCAGUUUAAAAAUUAUAGUAAAUGUUUAUUUGUAAAUACAUAUUCGGCAAUCAAAAGUUUGUUCAUCGGCAAUAGCAUCUAUUACAUAAUAGUGGCAUAACCAAUCAAAACCAAGCAAUUUGGUCUGUAUUAGUUUCUAUGUAAAGAACACAAUAGCAAACCCGUCCAAUAUUUGGAUAAUGUUUGAGCGGGUUAUCACUCAUUCACGUCACCUUUUUUGGAUGACCACCGAAUUCUAAUGUUUGGUUGAGUGCAUUAUAACAGUGGUAGAUAAAGAAAUGGACAGUCCUACAUAGUUUUAACUGUCUAAAUGUUCAAUUCCAUUUUAUCAAUUACAAACAGGUAGCCAUGACGUCUUGUGUCAAUGCCCCACAAACAGGCAGAAACGAUUUCCAAAAAGCCUGGUGACAACAUAAUACCCGAUUAAAGAAUCACAUUUUCGUAUUCGUUGCCUUUUGUGGAUGUUGGCACAAAUUCUAAACUAUCAUUAAAGCUGUGUAGGCCCUGAUCGUUAUGGUCUGCACGUACCGAUAAUGAACUCUUAUUUCGUAGGCCUACAGUUCGCUUUUUCUAUGGUGGUUGACGUGAUAUUCGUUAUCCGUUGAAAUCGAUGUCCUUUAUUAUUAUCUAUUUUCCUUUUAUUUUUAACCCCUAUUUCCUUCGUAUUCUUAAAUUUAUGGGUGUUGCAUAGUGAGACAGAUAGUAAAGUUUUCAAAAUCAUAACGUGCGACGUAAGAAACAACAUUGUUAACGUUUUUGUAGGUCCUGAACACAAAAUAAGAAAAAUUUAAACUCAUAAGCGUGCACUUAAAUGUAGGCGAUGCUUAAGUGAAGCCUGUCAAUUGUGACAUGUUAGUGUUACGUCUAAAGCUAAAUUUACACUAGAAACGAUAACGACACAACAUCGACAUAUCAUCGCGUCAUUUUUAUUCUUCAACACGGAGCGCAUUUUUAUCGUGUCGUCGUAUCGUUACCGUGUCUAGUGUAAAUCAUAAAUGUAGCUUUUUAGUUGUGAUUUAGAAACCUUAAUUAUCGGCAUUGAGUUUCCAUCCACUAAAAUGUAAUGUCUUACUGGCAGGUAUUUAAGCGGUCACAAUUGACCUUUUUCCGAAGUGCGUAACACGGUGGCUAUUGUGACGAAAAGUGUGAAAUUCAGGGUGCUUAUGCAAAAAAAAACUUGUAUCAUAAUUGUAAAAAGAAUAAACGGAUUCCAUAUUUUUCAUAACAUAGGUCUAUACUUGUAUAGCUUUAAUGUAUACACGUGUAGUGCGUACAAAUUACUAAACAAAAACAAAAAUAAAAAUAAACAGCAUAUAUCUAACAAAAAA